GAUGCAUAGGAAUGGCAAACUACAUUUCAACCGUCAUAAAAAGUUUUGCUGUUGCCUCUUCGACUGUACUUUUUCGGUUUUUAUACCAAAAUUACCAGUUGAGUCUAUAAUCUCGAAUUACUGAUAUACCAUGGCUGUUCCCACCGGCAAAUUUGUUAGCGUCGGCCAAGAUCCUAACGGUGCCGCCUUUUUCACCAGUGUUGGAUAUACUGAGCAAGUGGCUUCUGACAUUAACAACUCGAAGAACGAGGUCACUCUGAAAAAGGAAGGCGACGAAUAUGUAAUGACUGUUGCCCAGCCGGAUCUGAACCGUCAGCAGGACUUGCGCUUUAAGCUUGGCCAGGAACAAACUCAAACUUUGCCUAGCGGAAAAACUGUUAAGAGCACCACAAACUGGAACGAUGGAGCAAAAACUCUGGAAGGCAGAUAUACCAACAGCGAUGGAUUGACGUGGUCGGUGAAUUUGAUUUUUAAGAACGACAACGAAAUGACCUUGAAACGCGACAGUCCAUCGGUUCACAACUCUUCCCUGGAAUUCCGACGUGCUUAAACUUUUGAAACUUGUUUAAUAUAAAACGUUUUCUGGUAAACUGAUAGCGUUGGUUUUUAGUUAUUAGUGGAAUGAGAUGACAUAAUUUGUUCUUCUUUAUACAAGCUUUUCUUUACAGACCACCUCUUGUCAGGGAUGCAGUGAUUAUUGAGUAAUUGCCGAAUGAUUUUGCUUUACAAUAAAAAAAUGAGCGUCUUUUCGAAA
Molecule: messenger RNA, 754 nt
Organism: Paramacrobiotus metropolitanus
Lineage: Eukaryota; Metazoa; Tardigrada; Eutardigrada; Parachela; Macrobiotidae
Exons: 4
Coding region: 131-550 (139 amino acids)
Source: RefSeq, a predicted model, not a curated record